GGUCAUGGCGGAUAAAACAAAAUAAAACUGUCAAAUGCCAAAAUAAUUUUUUAUAGAAAGCUUGUUUUGUGUGUUUACACUACACUUUUACUUUUUGCAGUUUAAUUUCUAAUUAACUCGAAAUUCAUAUAAAACAUUGAAAACAAUAAUUCAUAAUGCAUCGUCGCGGCGGCAAAAGAAUUCGCCUGGACGAUCCGCCGCCGGAAUACGAUAACCCGAUGACGCCCCAUCACGAACAGGAUUAUUAUGGGGCCAAUUCGAAUUACGUGCAUCACGCCGGAGAACCUUCUUAUGCGGAACAGGCGGGCACAUCUUCGGAUGGUCUUUUCGAAUCGCCCCCGACGCCAGGGCAGGGCAGACGAAUGACCCGGGCAAGAGCCAGAGGUAUAACAAAUCCACCACCGCUUCCGAUAUCGUAUUCUCCACCGCCGGAAAAACCUGGAAGAGGACGAGGCAGAGGAAGACCGCCAGGAAGAAAAAACAAUGCGACAUUAGAGCUACAAUUCCACACUCACAAUAUCGAUGACGAUUCUCUCUAUAAUGUCAUUAAAGGCGGCAGAGUUUCCUUGACUAAUGUUGUAGAUGAUUGGAUAGAAAGUUACAAGGUAAAUCGUGAGGCGGCCCUUAUUUCUCUGAUGCAAUUUUUCAUAAAUGCCGCUGGAUGUAAAGGCAGGAUAACUCAAGAAAUGCAAGCUCAGAUGGAGCACGCGACUAUAAUUCGAAAAAUGACUGAAGAGUUUGAUGAAGAAUCCGGAGAAUAUCCACUUAUUAUGGCGGGACAGUCAUGGAAAAAGUUCAGGCAGAAUUUCUGUGAUUUCGUGCAAACUUUGGUCAAACAGUGUCAGUACACUAUUAUCUAUGAUCAGUUUUUGAUGGAUAAUGUUAUUUCACUUUUAACUGGAUUGUCUGAUUCUCAAGUCAGAGCCUUUAGACAUACAGCCACACUGGGAGCGAUGAAACUGAUGACAGCCCUAGUAGAUGUCGCUCUAACAGUGUCAAUAAACUUGGACAACACUCAACGGCAGUAUGACUCAGAACGGCAAAAGUCCAGGGAAAAUAGAGCCAGCGAUCGUUUAGAAGCGCUGCUGGGCAAAAGGCAGGAACUGGAAGAGAACAUGGACGAAAUUAAAAACAUGCUGACUUACAUGUUUAAAUCAGUGUUCGUGCACCGGUACAGGGACACUUUGCCAGAAAUCAGGGCUAUCGCUAUGACAGAAAUUGGCGUUUGGAUGCACAAAUUUCAUGCCAACUUUUUGGACGAUUCGUAUUUGAAGUAUAUUGGAUGGACUCUUCAUGACAAAGUUGGCGAAGUUCGACUGAGAUGCCUGCAGGCCCUUCAACCCUUAUACGCAAGUGAAGAACUAAAAGGAAAACUUGAACUAUUCACAAACAAAUUCAAAGACAGGAUUGUCGCCAUGACUUUAGACAAAGAAUACGAUGUUGCCGUACAAGCAGUAAGGCUGGUUAUUUCAAUUUUGAAGCACCACAUCGAAAUUUUAACUGAUAAAGAUUGCGAACACGUGUACGAAUUGGUAUAUUCGUCGCACAGAGCUGUGGCUCAAGCUGCCGGUGAGUUUUUGAACGAAAGACUGUUUCAACCGGCCGAUAUGGAUGCCGGUAAAACUAGAAGGGGCAAAAGGCGUCUGCCUAAUACGCCUUUUAUCAGAGAUUUGGUUCAGUUUUUUAUUGAAUCGGAAUUGCACGAACAUGCAGCCUAUUUGGUCGAUUCUCUAAUUGAAUCAAAUACCAUGAUGAAAGACUGGGAAUGUAUGACUGAUUUGUUGUUGGAGGAACCUGGACCACACGAGGAACCAUUAGAUAAUAGGCAAGAAACUAGUUUAAUUGAAAUUAUGGUGUGCUGUGUGAAACAAGCAGCAACUGGUGAAGCUCCUGUUGGAAGAGGACCCAACAGAAAAAUAUCUUCAUUGAGAGAAAUUAAACAAACCAGCGAAGACAAACAGAAACUCACAGAACACUUUAUUGUUACACUACCACCUUUACUAGAUAAAUUUUCAGCAGAUCCUGAAAAAUUAGCGAAUCUUCUUAGCAUUCCGCAACAUUUCGAUCUUGAUCUAUACACCAGCGGAAGACAAGAAGGUUCUCUACAAGCCUUAUUGGCAAAAUUGAAGUACAUUGUCCAAGUACACCACGAACCAGAGGUAUUAGAAACUUUGGCUAAAACUCUGGAAACUCUUUGCACAGAAGGUCAUUCGAUUUACACAAGAUGUGAUGUUGCCAGAUCGACUAUUAUGGACGUAAUAGUUGCAGCUUACAAAGAAGCCAUCGACGAUUGGAGGAAUUUAUUGUUGGGAGAAGAAACCCCAAACGCUGAUGAAAUAUUCAAUGUUGUCAGCUCGUUGAAAAAAGUUUCAAUGUUUUAUGCUUGUCAUAAUUUGAACCAGUGGGACCUUUGGGACACUUUUUUCCAAGACUUUAAGGAUAUUGAAAGUAAAAUGCCGCAAGACGCUCUAAAAUAUUGUGUAAGUUCCUGUUACUUUUACUUGCUUUGGGGCUUGAGAGAUUUGGAGGCUGCUCAAGAAAGAGGAAGUCUACAACAUUCCGACGUUCAAGAGUUACGGAAUAAACUCGAUGUAUUUAUUGAAGCUUCUCAAAUUCUAAUCCGUGCAUCACCUCAUGUGGUUAUCAAAGAGGAGGCUUAUGUUGGACUGUGUGAUUUGUUGAUAAUAUUCAGUGAUCAAUUGAAAUCCGCUCAUGAGUAUUUGGGUGAACUUUCCUGUACCCCUAACAAAGAGUUGCAAGAUCUUUUAAACGAAUUUGUACAAAUGUACGUCUUUAUUUCUGAGCAGGACAACGAUAAUGAUGAGCCUCAGAUAGAGGAGCUGCAUAAAAGGAGAAACUUUUUGGCGGCUUAUUCUAAGUUGAUAGUUUACAAUAUUAUGCCUACUAAAGCAGGAGCGGAAGUCUUUAAAAACUACGUAAAAUACUAUAACGACUUUGGAGACAUCAUAAAAACCACCUUAGGCAAAGCCAGAGAAAUAAAUAAAGUAAACUGCGCUUUAACAAUGUGCCUCAGCUUGAAUAUGAUGUUCAACGAAGUGCAGAGGGCUGGCGGGAGGAAUGUGAGACAACAAGAAGAAUUCUUCGCAUUGAAGGAAUUAGCUAAAAGGUUUGCUCUCUCAUUUGGCCUGGACGCCCUCAAAAAUCGCGAAGCAAUCACGGCUUUGCAUCGAGCAGGCAUUUUAUUCGCUGUCACCGGAGCUGAAAAUGCUGAAGAUCCAACCGGACCACCUCCGAAUUUACCAUUUUUGGAAAUUCUCGCCGAAUUCACCAAUAAACUUUUGAAGCAAGAUAAAAAAGUUGUGAUGACAUUUUUGGACAGGAGAAUACACACUGGUAUGCCUAGUAGCAGAGGCGAAGAUUGGCAACCAUUACAACUCUACAGGAAUUCAUUGCUACAUGGAGAAACUGACCAGUUGCCUACUACAAGCAAGAGAGCUUACGGAAGAAAGCGUAAAGAUCCAGAAUCGGAACAUGACGAUGAUACAUUGUCAGAUCAAGAGUUCCCUGGAAAUUUAUAUGGAUUUGGAACCUCUUAGCCUACUAUGCUGCAACAGUCUAACCAACUAAUAUGCUGAAGUCUAUGGAUGGAUUCAUUUCUGCAGUCUCUUAAAUUGUGAAUAAUUAUUUUAAAUCAAAGUCAAGCAGGCAAUUUUACAUUUUUUACAAUAAAUCAUUGCUGAGAAGAUUGGUAGGUAUGAGGCCCAAUUUAUUAGUUUCAGCUACAUUUUUUAUUAUUGUUGUAAUACAAUAUAUGUACAGUGUGUCCCAUUUUGUUUGUACAUAGGGGUUAUCUCAGUUGUUAUUGGAGUUAAAAGGAUGAGGUUCUCAUGAACUUUGGCUACUUUUUCGACAAACGAAAGAUGGCGUCAGCAGAAUUGUAAUCGCCCUUUUUGUUUUUCAGAUACAAGGUGUUUUUGAAAAAGUUGCAUUUGAGACACCCUUUGUAUCUCUAGAUCUUUUAACGUAGAUUUCCAGUGGCUUAGUCAGUUUUUCUCUAGAAGUGAUAGUUUUUAAAUAGUCUACCAAACAUACGUUUUUUCAAAUGAGACCCUUAUAUUAUUAACUCAUUGGAUAGCUCUGAUUUUGCUGAUUUCAAUGAUAUAAAAUUUGAUUGGUUUAUCUUUAACAGUUUUUGAGCAAUUUUUUUUUUUUUUCUGUUUUUAUCAUAAGAAACAAUGAGAUAUCUCUUAUGUACAACCAAAAUUGGACACACUGUACAUAUCUUUGAGGUUUGAGGAAGUCAUAAACUCGAAAGUUAGUUUUGUUAACCAUGGAAAUAAAAAAGUACUGAUUUCAAGACACUUUGCUUAUUAAUAUGAUUUUUUUGGGAUCAAGUUAAAAUUUUCAAAAACUUAGCAUUUUGUCCCUAUUUCCCCUAUGGCGUUUACUAUAAGUGUUGAUUUAUGAGUACAUACUUUUUUUUUGUAAAAGUAAAAACGCUUCUUUUAAUACAGCAAGCUGGAAAAUUAUUUUCAUGUUUUUUGGUA
Messenger RNA from Ceutorhynchus assimilis (cabbage seed weevil), 4508 nucleotides. Lineage: Eukaryota; Metazoa; Arthropoda; Insecta; Coleoptera; Curculionidae. The record is from the annotation of a GenBank genome assembly.